AUGAGCGUCCGGAAAAUCAAGCUGAAAACAAGCCUACAAAGACCAUUUGCCCUCAAUCUCACCCGUGCCUAUCGGACCACCGCCACCAGCUCAGCGACUGUACUUGCAGGACUGAUUCCACUACACAUCAUAGUGGAAAUGGAGGCAGUCUACACAAAAGUAAUACACUUGCGAAAGGACGCCUCACUUUCCAACACAACGUAUUGCCUCAUACAGUAUGAAACUCUUGGCCAUCCCCUACACACUCAUCCGGCUGUCAAAGGUAAAGAUGUCAAGAUAGACCUUUCACGUCAUUCGAAUGCCAAUGAAACCCAAGUUCCCACGCAAGGUUCCCACUUCUACUCGGAUGGGUCCAAGCAGGAGGACGGCGUAGGUUGUGCCUAUGUCUACUACCAGGACGGACAACGUCGACGAGAAUGGAAGGGUCGCCUACAACUACAGAACAGCGUUUUCCAGGCUGAGGUUCUUGCUAUCACGGCAGCAACUCAACACAUCAUCCAUCAAGACAUCACGCAUGCAACCCUCCAUACGGACAGCUUCUCAACACUGCAGGCGCUACUAAACCAUCAGCACACUUCACCUCUAAUUAUCUCACUACAGCAUCUUCUACAACGGUAUGCACACAUUAACUUGCUACUGAAAUGGAUAAAGGCCCACGCGGACAACGAGGGCAAUGAGAAUGCGGAUCGCUUAGCCAAGCAAGCGGUCACAGACUCAGACGCCCAAUUCAACAGCCUUCCAGCACCACCCUCACAUCUGAAAAGUAUUCUAAGAAAACAGUGUCUUCAGCUAUGGCAGAGAGAGUGGAACCUCAGCCCCACAGGAAGACGCACCUUUGACUUUAUACCCAAAGUCAGCACAGAAAGGCACUUCGCCAUUGCACCCCUUACACAAUUCAUAACAGGUAAUGGCCCAUUUCCCCAGCUACUUCUUUCAACGCAACAUAUCUCUAACUGA
This is a messenger RNA of Stegodyphus dumicola, 957 nucleotides long. RefSeq lists its product as uncharacterized. Lineage: Eukaryota; Metazoa; Arthropoda; Arachnida; Araneae; Eresidae. The record is from RefSeq and is a predicted model, not a curated record.